This is a messenger RNA of Fusarium redolens, 573 nucleotides long. RefSeq lists its product as uncharacterized. The record is from RefSeq and is a predicted model, not a curated record. Gene Ontology annotation, molecular function: protein binding. The transcript has a single exon. The coding region runs from base 1 to 573 and encodes 190 amino acids. NCBI's taxonomy places the organism in Eukaryota, Fungi, Ascomycota, Sordariomycetes, Hypocreales, Nectriaceae.
AUGGAGUUCACCACAGAUUCUAAAAGCUUAGCAAUCAGCGAUCGUCGAAGCAUAAGCCUAUGGAACGUUGUCACUGGUGAGCGACAAUGGUUUCAUGAGGACUCCAGCCUCUACGCUACCAAAUUAAAACUAUUCCCUAAUGGAAAGGUCUUGGUCGCUUUAUCGCAUAAGGGAGCCUUUUUGGUAGACACGAGCACAGGAGACAGCAGAACAAGAGUCGACUGGUGGUCUUAUGUCCUGGAAACUCUUGAUCGAUGGAGUGCUGAGAUAGUGCAUAUCUCAUUUUCUGAGACUGGCAGAUCUGUUCUUUUUAGCGUAUCGGAUACUAACGGGGGGGUUGAAGUUCUGACCUGGGAUCUAGCAUCACGCAAUAUUGACUUGUUGAAUUCGGCUAAUCAGAACAUAUCCGGCAGUGUUUAUUUCGGUUGGACGCCUGAUGGGGCUGAUACGAUCAACUGGAGGGGACAAGCCAUUUGUAUUAUGUCGGAUAUUAGGAGGUAUGAUGAAGAGAAGCGUACGGCAGUUGGAAACCGCGUGGUUAUCGCCCAGGAUGAUGGCCAGUUACGAUUCUAG